GCCCCCUACCCCCGGGCCCUCAGCUCCAGCUGCGGCGCCAUUGGCUGCGGGUCUCUGCCAGCCUUUACAUAAGCCCGGGCGCGCUCGAGUGGAGUUGUAUAAAGCGAGCGAGCGAGCGGUGUCGGGGCGGGAAGCUCCAGGCCAACCCGGGACCGGGGCUGGGAGCUGGAAGGCAGCGGCGGCGGCGGCAGAGGCGGCAGCGAGCUCCCGCUCUCCGACGCCCCCAGGCGGUGGGGCUGAAAGAGCCCGAGGAUGGCUCCGAGCGCAGACGCCGGCAUGUUCCAGAUGUUUCUGUUCCUGCUGCUGCUGUGGUUUCUGCCCCUGACUGAGGGGUCCCUGCGGGCUGAACCCAUGUUCACGGCAGUCACCAACUCAGUCCUGCCCCCUGACUAUGACAGCAACCCCACCCAGCUCAACUAUGGAGUGGCAGUGACUGAUGUGGACCAUGACGGGGACUUUGAGAUCGUCGUGGCAGGGUACAAUGGCCCCAACCUGGUUCUGAAGUACGACCGGGCCCAGAAGCGGCUGGUGAACAUCGCGGUGGACGAGCGCAGCUCCCCCUACUACGCGCUGCGGGACCGGCAGGGCAACGCCAUCGGGGUCACAGCCUGUGACAUCGACGGGGAUGGCCGUGAGGAGAUCUACUUCCUCAACACCAAUAAUGCCUUCUCCGGGGUGGCCACGUACACGGACAAGUUGUUCAAGUUCCGCAAUAACCGCUGGGAAGACAUCCUGAGUGACGAGGUCAACGUGGCCCGCGGCGUGGCCAGCCUCUUUGCCGGGCGCUCUGUGGCCUGCGUGGACAGGAGGACCUCAUCCGUUCUCUGUCCCAAACCUGGAACACCUCUACCCUUCAUCUUCAGGUGUCUCAUCACUCAUCCACCUUUCUGGAUGCAGCUCAAAGCCGAUCUCUUACAAGAAGCGUUCCCUGAUCGAUAA
This is a messenger RNA of Physeter macrocephalus (sperm whale), 939 nucleotides long. Its product is annotated as cartilage acidic protein 1-like. Lineage: Eukaryota; Metazoa; Chordata; Mammalia; Artiodactyla; Physeteridae. The coding region runs from base 253 to 939 and encodes 228 amino acids. The transcript is spliced from 5 exons. Gene Ontology annotation, biological process: axonal fasciculation. The record is from RefSeq and is a predicted model, not a curated record.